Messenger RNA from Zerene cesonia (dogface butterfly), 2131 nucleotides. RefSeq names its product esterase FE4-like. The record is from RefSeq and is a predicted model, not a curated record. Gene Ontology annotation, molecular function: hydrolase activity. The coding region runs from base 185 to 1813 and encodes 542 amino acids. Lineage: Eukaryota; Metazoa; Arthropoda; Insecta; Lepidoptera; Pieridae. The transcript has 3 exons.
AUUUACGAGCGCAAAGAACGCACGCGCAUUAUAUAUUAUUGAAUUUAUAUAUUAUAAUAAUUACGUAGUAACCCGAGUACAAAAUAUCAAAUAAUAUAUUGAUAUCAAAAAUGUCACAUAAGUUUUUUUGACGACAUACUGUCGAUAUGUUUGUGCGAUUCAGUCGUGAGUAGUGCUUGUGAAGAUGGGCAAGAAGUGGGUUGUGCUGUGGUCGCUAUGGGCGUGUCAGUUUGUGCAGCAACCUACGAUACCGGUGCUGGUUACCAACGGACUACUGCGGGGGUCCGUCGCGCCGGAUGGAUCGCAUCUGAGAUACAGUGGUAUACCGUACGCAGUCGCUCCGAAGAGAUUUGCGGCACCCAGAUCUGAACCGACAUGGCGGGGCGUGUUUGAAGCAACUGAUGAGCAUAUCAGAUGUCCACAGAGGAUCGGCGAAUCUUUGCUAGUGGGACAAGAAGACUGCUUGACUCUUAAUGUGUACACGCCUAUAACACAACCAGCUACGCAAUUACCUGUUAUGGUUUUUAUCCACGGAGGUGGUUUUUACGAUGGCUCUGGCACAGCAUCCAUUUUCGGACCAAAACACCUCGUAUCUCAUGAAAUUGUUCUAGUCACAAUUAAUUAUAGGUUAAAUAUACAAGGGUUCGCUUGUCUGGGUAUCAAAGAUGCUCCUGGGAACGCGGGUAUGAAAGAUCAAGUGGCUGCGUUGAGGUGGGUGCAGCGGAAUAUCAAGGCUUUCGGUGGAGAUCCUGAUAAUGUGACAAUAUUUGGAGAGAGCGCUGGAUCAGGGUCCGUAUCUCUUCACAUUCUAUCGCCUAUGUCUAAGGGUUUGUUCCACAAAGCAAUAUUACAAAGCGGCUCGUCUACCGCACCCUGGUCCAUGCAAUUCAGACCCUUGUACAUGACGAGUUUGUUGACUAAGGUAAUGGGUUAUAAUACAGAAGACGCACACGACCUUUAUAACAUUUUGAUGCAGAAAUCAGACGCUGAUUUGGUCAUAACGCGAGUACCGAGAAAAGAAGGAAAUAUCAUUAUAAGCGAGUGUCUGUAUGUGCCGUGUGUUGAAAAUAUUAUAGAUGGGGAGGAACCAUUUCUCACUGAGCUACCUCAUGACAUAUUAUCGAAAGGAAAUUAUAAUAAAGUGCCCGUUAUGAUUGGCUCCAACAGCCACGAGGGAUAUUUAUUUGCAGCUAUGGAAAAUGAUACUACAAUACCUAAAUUUGAUUUUGAAAAAUCACUGCCUAAAGAUUUAGUGAUACCAGAUAAAGAAAAACGCGUAGAAGUAGCGAGAAAGUUGCACGAAUUCUACCUUCGAGGUGAAAAACCUUCGCGUGAGAAUAUUCUAGAAUGGGCAAGGUUUCAUGGUGAAAUUUAUUUUACUUAUCCAGUAUUGGAGGAAACAAUGCUAUACUUGGAAACAAACAUUGAACCAGUGUAUUCGUAUCUCUUCAAAUAUAGUGGAAAUAGGAAUUUAAUAAAAAUUUUGUCAGGGAAACCAUUCAGUACUGCGCCAGGGGCGACACAUGCUGAUGAGCUAAUGUAUAUAUUUAGUCAACAUUUCCUUGGAACAUUAUUUGAAAGCAAAAUGGUGGAGAGAAUGACCACAAUGUGGACGAAUUUUGCGAAGUAUGGAGACCCAACGCCGAAACAAACAAAAUUACUGCCAUUGAAAUGGCCGCCAAUAACGAAGAAAUCUUUACACACUUUCGGUAUAGAUUCGGAAUUUUCAAUCGAGCCGCUGUGGAAUCAUGAAUCGCUUAAGUAUAUAAGACACAUUUAUUCGAAGUAUAGGCGGAGACAAACAAGAGAUUAGUGGAUUUGCUAAUUAAUUUAUAUUAUCUUCUAUUCUGUAGUGUGAGAAAAAUAAUUGACAUGAAGCAUUUUGUUUCAAAAUUUGUAUUUAUUGAAGGUUAAGUUAAGACAUUCAACAAAAACUUCUCUUUUAAUUGAGUUUUAAAAAUAAUAAUAAUUUAUUUGCCGUAUAAUAUUACUGGAUUUUAAACUAAAGUGUAAACUAAGUGUGACAGUGUAAAUCGUGAUAAUAACCUUAAGUUAUAAAAAAGUUAUUAUAAUAUUACCAACUUUUAUAGAUAAUUCUCCAUUUAAGUAUUCAUAAACUACAAAAAUAAAG